AUGGCACCCCGCCGUAACGACCGGAAAUUGGGGUGGAGGGGGAGAUUCCAGCUCUACCUAGUCAGCGUGGAAACUCGCGAGCAGCUGGAGAAGAUCCACGAGCUGACGCGUAACGAUGCUUACGACUUUUGGGACGUUCCCAGACUGAACCGGAAAGCUCGCGUGAUGGUUAACCGGCGGGACGAGGGCAAGUUUGAAGGAUUUCUGGAGCAACACGAGUUCGAUUUUGAUAUCGCGGCUGAAAAUGUGCAACAAUUGUUGAACAACGAGAAGAGCAAGAAUGAGGAACAUCUCAAAAAGGUACGCCGUAAUGCUGGACCUAAGUCGACCAUCGAUUUUGAUCAUUACUGGUCGUUGGAAGAGGUGUACGACUUUGUAGAAGAAGUAGCAGCCAAGAGUGACAUGGUAACGGCGUUCGAUAUUGGAACUACCCACGAGGGAAGACCACUGAAGGCGCUGACACUGUCUAAGAACGGAUACAUCAAUAUGGAGCGUCCGGUGGUGUUCAUGGAUGCCGGUAUCCAUGCUCGUGAAUGGGCCACCAUUAUGACCAUCAUGCAUCUGCUGCACGAGUUCACCGAACAUCCGGAACUGUACGCCGAGCAGCUGGACAACACCGACUUCGUGAUCAUCCCGGUGCUCAACCCGGACGGUUACGUGUUUGCCCACCAGGAGAACCGUCUUUGGCGCAAGAACCGUGCCCAGUACAACAUGCUGUGCGCCGGCGUUGACCUGAACCGUAACUUCCCGGCCAUGUGGCGCUUCACGAGCAAUGCCUGCACGAGCUCCUACGCCGGCCCCUUCGCCACAUCGGAACCGGAAACGCGUGCCAUGAUGAGCCUGAUGGAUCAGUACAAGGCCGCGAUGGUGAUGUACGUGGCGGUGCACACCAGCGGAGAAAUGGUCCUGUGGCCCUGGGGAUACGAAGCGACCUACGUGGACAACUGGGAGGAACAUGACGAGUUGGGAAAGCAAGCUGCUGCUGCCAUUGUGGCCGUGGGUGGACCCGAGUGGACCGUUGGCAAUUCGGUUGAGGUGCUGAACUAUGAGGCUUCGGGAGCGACCGACGAUUACGCGUACACCGUGGGAGCUCGGUUGGCUUAUACAAUUGAGCUAAAGGGCGCUGGAACGACCGGGUUCGAGAUCGCUGCCGAAGAGAUCAGCAAGUGCAACCGGGAAACUAUGGAGCUGUACAAAGUCUUCUUUAAAUAUGCUGGAGGACUGGCUUUGCCGAAUAAGGAUCAAUAA
Messenger RNA from Culex quinquefasciatus (southern house mosquito), 1248 nucleotides. Its product is annotated as carboxypeptidase B. Gene Ontology annotation, biological process: proteolysis. The transcript is spliced from 4 exons. Gene Ontology annotation, molecular function: zinc ion binding; metallocarboxypeptidase activity. NCBI's taxonomy places the organism in Eukaryota, Metazoa, Arthropoda, Insecta, Diptera, Culicidae. The record is from RefSeq and is a predicted model, not a curated record. The coding region runs from base 1 to 1248 and encodes 415 amino acids.